Messenger RNA from Balaenoptera acutorostrata (minke whale), 994 nucleotides. It is a transcript of the gene TXNL4A, whose product is annotated as thioredoxin like 4A. The transcript has 6 exons. Gene Ontology annotation, cellular component: U4/U6 x U5 tri-snRNP complex; U5 snRNP; spliceosomal complex. The coding region runs from base 540 to 755 and encodes 71 amino acids. The record is from RefSeq and is a predicted model, not a curated record. Gene Ontology annotation, biological process: mRNA splicing, via spliceosome. NCBI's taxonomy places the organism in Eukaryota, Metazoa, Chordata, Mammalia, Artiodactyla, Balaenopteridae.
CCCGCACCUACACAAUGGCUGGCAAGUGGAUCAGGCCAUCCUCUCGGAAGAAGACCGCGUGGUCGUCAUUCGGUUUGGACACGACUGGGACCCUACUUGUAUGAAGAUGGACGAGGUUCUGUACAGCAUAGCUGAAAAGAAACGGCAGAUAAUGGGGGAUCUUCCUCGUCUUGUUGCGAGCCCUGUUUGGAUACCCCAGCUGUUUUAAAUUCCCCAACCAGGGAUUGAACUCGGGCCCUGGCAGUGAAAGCACCAAGUCCUAACCACUGGACCGCCAGGGAAUUUCCUGAUUGUCAUAAGUAAAAUAUGUCUGCUUAGCGAAAUUGGAUGUGGGCAGAACCUUAAAAACCAGCGGGGCAACUUUUGCCAGGAAGCAGUUCCGCCAGCGCGUGGCUGUGCUUGCCCGGUCCUCCGCCUCGGUGGCCCCCUGCGGCCACGUGAACACGUGGUGCUCGGCUCCCUCUCUCCGCCUCCUGCAGGUUAAAAAUUUCGCAGUUAUUUAUCUUGUGGAUAUUACAGAAGUACCUGACUUCAACAAAAUGUAUGAAUUAUACGAUCCGUGCACUGUCAUGUUUUUCUUCAGGAACAAGCACAUCAUGAUCGACCUGGGCACCGGCAACAACAACAAGAUCAACUGGGCCAUGGAAGACAAGCAGGAGAUGAUUGACAUCAUCGAGACGGUGUACCGGGGGGCCCGGAAGGGUCGCGGCCUGGUCGUGUCCCCGAAGGACUACUCCACCAAGUACAGAUACUGAGCCCUCGCCCAGCCCUGGUGCACGCGGUGCCGCGGAGUCGUUCUCACGUGGAGAUAUUUUCAACUAUUUAAAGCCUUUGAGAAAGCGUUUGGGGAAGUACACGUAGCUCAAGGAGCUGGAGGGUUUUGCAGUGAGGGUGGCAUUGCCCCAACUUUCGGUCUGCCUGGUCCUUGUAUUUUUGUAUCAGCAAAUAUCUGUAAAUAUCUAGCUGAAAUAAAUAAAAUACAUGGUGAUGGGAA